AUGAGUUAUUCCAACGGCUACAUGGACGGCCAUAUUGCGCAGCAUUCUGCAUAUAAUCCUGAGUACGGUAUCUCGAAUGGCGGCAUGUCCAAGGGGUUCUUCGAGCCUCGCGGGAGAAAGAGAAUGAAUAUAGUCUCUAUUGCCAUGUCGUUGUUCUUGCCAUGGGCAAUGUUCUCUGUUGUGUUCGCGGUGAUGUCUUUCUCCAUUCACUACCAGCAGCCUACAUUCGCCUACCUCAUUGUCGGCCUAUGCUUCGUGGUCGUGCUUUGGAGCGGCUUCCACGCCGCAGUCGAGACAAGGAAGAAGAUAGCCGGAGUGGGCAAGGAGCCCACUUGGUACAUUUUUAUGUUCUUGACGCUUCUUCUUGCGUGGGGUUGUGGUUGGGUGUUCGGAGAUAUCAAUUUCUUCCAGAACUUGCAACCUUUCUAUGACGUCACGAAUCUGAACACGUACCCGCAGGUCGAUCCUUCGAAGUUCCGGGGACAGCAGCUCAUGGAUGCUGGUCGCAUUGUCUUCACACCUGAGUCGAAACUCGACCUCCGGCGCUCCAUGGGCUUCAAGAAUUUGGAGACGUACUGCGUGGCGCCCAUCACCAUCGGGGACGAGAACGUGACGUACAAGACCCUGCAGUCUUACGAUUUCUGGGCCGUGGGCAUGAAUUGCUGUUCUGGAAGCGAUGCUGACUUCCACUGUGGCGAGUUCAACAACCCCAGCGCACAUGCGGGCCUGCGGCUAAUGAACGAUGGCCAGCGCGCGUUCUUCAGACUGGCGGUCCAACAAGCGGAGGCCGCGUACAACAUCAGAGCAGUACACCCGCUGUUCUUCUAUUGGAUGCAGGAUCCGAUCGACGAGGUGAACGCCUACCAGGACGAAGGCUUCAAGUACUACCUUCUUGGCAUGUUCUCGUACUUCGCCGUGCAGCUGUUCCUGGUCGUGUGCGCGGCCUGCGACGGCACCAGGCAGCAGCCCUGGAGCGCGCUGGCGGCGGCGUGUCGCGUCGGGAUCCUGCUGGAGCAGGUGGACGCUGGCCAGGGCUUGAUCGCGGCUGCGGUCGCGGCAGGUGCGGCGUACAACGAGACGAGCAGAGAGAAGAAGAAGCGCGCCGACGGCAUGACCAGGCUGGGUGCCGCGCUGGCGCACGCGCUGGGCCUGCCGUGUGCCACGGCCUCCGGGGGCCUCAUGGACAACGAGAGGCUGUUCGAGUCGGACGGGUCGUGGCACAGGGGCCAGAGGAACCGCGUGCCCUUCGAGACGGCCUGCUACUACACGCACGAGCCGGAGCUGCCUUAUGGCUGCCAGCGCAGCCGGAGGCUCUCGGACGCGUGGACCGCGGACGGCACCUACUACCCGGCGGAGCCCGUCGGCUGGUGGGUGCACGACGACCGGAGCACGCGGGUGAGGGAGAGGAACGCCUUGAUAAAGAUCUUCGAGUCUACAGGCGGGGCAGGUUGGCGAGCCAACGACAACUGGGUCAGCGACUCGACGGGCGGCUGGAGCGAGCCCUGCUGGGAUUUCUGGUAUGGCGUGACCUGCGACGAGCACGGCCACGUUAUAGCGCUGGAGCUGUCGGACAACAGGCUCGUCGGCUCUCUGCCAGACGCGCUGGGAGACCUCUGGCACCUCAUGAAGCUCGACCUCUCCUCGACCUCCUCCGCGUAUCACACGCACGAGAACGCUGACACGAACGUGUUGACAGGGGCGCUGCCUUCGUUGGCUAAAGCGACGCGCUUGGCAGAGAUUGACAUAUCUGGAAACCAGUUCCAGUCUUUGCCUGAUGACCUCUCGUCGAGCUGGCAGACGCUACGCGUAUUGAGCGCAAGCAACAACCGAUUGACGGCUCUCCCAAACGACCUGUUCAUGCUUAGGAAGUUGCACACGCUGGAGCUGAGCUUCAACUCCAUCGCAGCGAACCUCACGGAGUGGUCGCACCACUUCGGCAACCUGGCAGAGGCCCGCUACGUGCACGUGGACAACAACGAGCUCUGCGGAGGCAUCACAGACGAGGUCAUUGGCAUGAAGAAGAUUCUCGUGUUUGACGUAUCGCACAACCCACGGACUUAA
This is a messenger RNA of Prorocentrum cordatum, 2061 nucleotides long. Lineage: Eukaryota; Dinophyceae; Prorocentrales; Prorocentraceae. The record is from the annotation of a GenBank genome assembly.